Rhincodon typus (whale shark) is the source of this 3022-nucleotide messenger RNA. RefSeq names its product ORM1-like protein 3. The coding region runs from base 100 to 561 and encodes 153 amino acids. Gene Ontology annotation, cellular component: endoplasmic reticulum membrane. The transcript has 4 exons. The record is from RefSeq and is a predicted model, not a curated record. NCBI's taxonomy places the organism in Eukaryota, Metazoa, Chordata, Chondrichthyes, Orectolobiformes, Rhincodontidae. Gene Ontology annotation, biological process: ceramide metabolic process; intracellular sphingolipid homeostasis; negative regulation of ceramide biosynthetic process.
GUGCAGGAGGGUAGUGCAAGACAGUCCUGAGGUGAUUUGGAUAGGAGAGUAAGCAAAAUCAAUCAACUGAUUGUGAUACAGGUUGACAAGAAACAAACCAUGAAUGUGGGCACUGCUCACAGUGAAGUGAACCCAAAUACCCGGGUUAUGAACAGCCGCGGGAUUUGGCUGUCUUAUAUCCUGGGAAUAGGUUUGCUUCAUAUCAUUCUGUUGAGCAUCCCUUUCUUCAGUGUGCCAGUGGUAUGGACACUCACUAAUGUUAUUCACAAUAUGGGAAUGUACAUAUUCCUGCACACUGUAAAGGGAACGCCAUUUGAAACUCCAGAUCAAGGAAAGGCACGGUUGCUGACACACUGGGAACAGAUGGAUUAUGGAGUACAGUUUACAGCCUCGCGCAAAUUCCUCACAAUCACACCUAUUAUCUUGUAUUUUCUUACCAGUUUUUACACAAAAUACGACAAGUUACAUUUUGUUAUAAAUACAGUUUCGCUGAUGAGCGUCCUCAUCCCAAAGCUGCCUCAACUUCACGGAGUCAGAAUCUUUGGCAUCAACAAGUACUGAAUGCAGCAUGAUGACGCGUGUGAAAGAAAACACUUUUAGAACAGCCGUCAGCAGCAAGGGCACAUCGUGUUCAGAUAUUAGGACUUGUACACCUGCACCCCAUAAUCUCUUAUCAUGGACUUUUUAUUAUGAAUAGUAUAUUCGUGAAUGAAGCAGCUCAUGUUGGUUGCUCAGGUAUCUCAUUAAAUAUUUGCAGUGCUCGGAAUAGAAAGCCUGCUUUUUCGUUUACUGCCGGUAGAUCCUAUUUUCACAAAUGAUAUUUUUGAUGCCUUGAUUUGCCAUUAUUAAGUGAGGAAAUUUUGGUAUUGUAAACAUUUAGUUGUUGCAGUGUGCAAACUUGCUGUCCACUAUGACCAAGCAGAUGUAAAAGUUUAAUGUGUAAAUACUGUAAUGAAAGUAGAUUUGUGAAGGUAUCAUUUUGAAUGAUAAUUGCAGAAGAUUUGUUUUCAGUGUCACAAUGGAUGCACUUGCUGAAGAUUCGAAAAUCAUGCAUGCUCCAAAAUGGCAGGAUUGAUUAGGUAUCCUUCACUCUAUUGAGGUACAUGGAAACAUUGUCUAUUGGCUUAGUGGCCUCUUUGAAGAAACAGUGCUGGUCUUACUGUGCAUUUUUAAUUAGUAUCUUUUGCAGAUAAUUUUAUUUAUUUUGUUUUCUUUUUCUCUAUCUCGUUCAGUGUUGUUUGAGAGAAAAUUUACUUGGAAGAAUGUAAACAAUCGUAAUGAUGUGUUUUGAAUCACAGCUUAUGAAUGCUUGAUUUAAAAAGGUGUUUGUUUUUGGAUUUUUUUUUAAUGUAAAGUGUUAAAUAGUAUAGAUCCUGUGUGUUAAUGAGGGCAGUGAUUGAGGCUGGAUACUUAAGUUAGUCUCCCCAGGGCUUGUUUGUAUGGAAUCUUAGAAUGAUUAUUUUUUUAACAUUCAAAAACAAAUUGGAAUAUUGCAAACAUCAGCAAACAUGCAUUUUCCUUUAAGUUUGCCAUGUUGCCUAACUUGCUUUCCUUUUGAAACAAAAUGUAAUGCUGGUUGUUGUAUCUGAUCUGUUUUUCUGUCAGACUACAUUGUAAUUUGACUGGCUGACGAGAUGUGUAUGAAUUUCACCUGGUUUUUACUGGAUGGCAGCAAUGUACCUGACUUUUAUAUUGUGAUAUACCUGUUGCACACUUGAAGUACACACUAGUACAGCUGGAAUUCCUUGCAGAUUUGCUAGGACUACAAAAUGACAGCACUGUGAAUCAUGUUUUUAAGCAAUACCAUAUGAAGACAUGUCCCAUAGCAAGGGAAUUGAAGGCAUGCCUAGAUGUUGAGGCCCUUACUGGUUUGGUGGGUUAGAUUGCUAAACUUUUGGCUUUUAGGAAUUGGGUUUUGGAACUAUGUGGAAGGAAAGAGCUGAAGUUAACAUUCUCAAUUUCAAUCCAGUUGCUAAGAAUGUAAAACUGCCUGAUUGGAGUGAUUUGGCAAAGCCCACCAAGACAGUGAAGGUUGCUGAUCUUAGAAAUCCUACUGCAGUGAUGCAGUUGGGAUUAAGACACAUAGCUAUGAUGAAUUCCCUGACCAUCUGAUUUAUGCUAUCCUGAUCCAGAGUACCUGAUACUGAUGGUGCUGGUUGCUUUAGCGGAUGUGAAGUAUUACUUUUCCCAAUGGUGAAUAUCUGAGCCAUGUAGAUUGGGAAGGAGGAAGAGGCCAGGAUUGUGCCCCACUUUUGAUUCCAGUCAGAUCAACUAACUGUAGUUGGGACAGUGGUAAGAGCCUACUGUUGGUCUAAUUGCUUCUAGGUCCACCGAGGUGGAAAAUCAGUCUGUUUGCAAAAACAGUUGGGUAGCCAUCUUCAUCUGGAGAUGUGCUAGUGUGGAUGUUGGGCAAGAAGGUAAUUGAACUCAGUUUCCCCAUGCUGCUGAAUCUCUAAAAGAUUCAUGCAUGAAUAACUAGAAUUAAAUAGCAAUUCAUAGAAGUAUUGAAUGGUCACAUAACAAUAGUGGGCACCUGGAGAAGCUGACAGUGUUGAUGGUUUGGUGGAAUAUGGGAGUAGAACAUAUGUUAUGAGUAGGAAGUAAAUCCAUUUCCAUUCCCACCUUUCAUUCCCUGCUAAGGUACACGUGUAAGUAUGUUGCUACUUUUGAACAAGACUUCCAAAAUAUUGAAAAAUCCUGAUCUUUUAAAGAAAUCUGCCAUAUUUAUAAUCUUUAAAAAUUAUGCUUGCAUUGAGAAGUGUGUCCUGAGGUAUUUUGUCAGGAAUAGUCUACCAGCAUAAUCGGAGUGCCCCAUUAUUGGCAGUAAUUAAAAGUUUACAGUGUUUUCUAAAUCUUGGAAUUUAACCAUAAUCCUCUUUCUUGCACUAUUAUUCAGUUGUAGAAGAAAUGUUCAAAUUGCACUUUUUUAAAAUGUUUACAAGCCGAUGCUGAUCUCCUACAGUGAGAAGGAAACUGAGAAACCAAUUGGACUAUAGACUUUAAAUAAAUAUCUUCAAAUUAA